This is a messenger RNA of Pan troglodytes (chimpanzee), 2182 nucleotides long. Its product is annotated as zinc finger protein 479. Lineage: Eukaryota; Metazoa; Chordata; Mammalia; Primates; Hominidae. Gene Ontology annotation, molecular function: DNA-binding transcription factor activity, RNA polymerase II-specific; RNA polymerase II cis-regulatory region sequence-specific DNA binding. Gene Ontology annotation, biological process: regulation of transcription by RNA polymerase II. The record is from RefSeq and is a predicted model, not a curated record. The transcript has 4 exons. The coding region runs from base 139 to 1965 and encodes 608 amino acids.
AGGCUACUUCCGUAAUUUUGCGGGUCCUUUGUGUUUUUCUGCGUCCAGAGCUGCAGUUCUUCUCUUCACUGCUCUGUGUCCUCUGCUCCUAGAGGCCAAGCCUAUGUGUCCUUGUGUCCUGCAGGUAUCUGCAGAUUUAUGGCUAAAAGACCGGGACCCCCUGGAAGCCGGGAAAUGGGACUGUUGACAUUCAGAGACAUAGCUAUAGAAUUCUCUCUGGAGGAAUGGCAAUGCCUGGAUUGUGCUCAGCAGAAUUUAUAUACAGAUGUGAUGUUAGAGAACUACAGAAACCUGGUCUCCCUGGGUAUUGCUGUCUCUAAGCCAGACUUGAUCACCUGUCUGGAGCAAAAUAAAGAGUCCCAGAAUAUAAAGAGAAAUGAGAUGGUAGCCAAACACCCAGUUACGCGUUCCCAUUUCACCCAAGACCUUCAGCCAGAGCAGGGCAUCAAAGAUUCACUCCAAAAAGUAAUACCGAGAACAUAUGGAAAAUGUGGACAUGAGAAAUUACAAUUUAAAAAAUGCUGUAAAAGUGUGGGUGAAUGUGAGGUGCACAAAGGAGGUUACAGUGAAGUUAACCAAUAUUUGUCAACUACCCAAAACAAAAUAUUUCAGACUCAUAAAUAUGUCAAAGUCUUUGGUAAAUUUUCAAAUUCCAAUAGAGAUAAAACAAGAUAUACUGGAAGGAAACAUUUCAAAUGUAACAAAUAUGGCAAAUCAUUUUGCAUGCUUUCACACCUAAAUCAACAUCAGGUAAUUCAUACUAGGGAGAAGUCCUACAAAUGCAAAGAAUGUGGCAAAUCCUUUAACUGCUCCUCAAACCAUACUACACAUAAAAUAAUUCAUACUGGAGAGAAACCAUAUAGAUGUGAGGAAUGUGGCAAAGCCUUUAGCUGGUCCGCAAACCUUACUAGACAUAAGAGAACUCAUACUGGAGAGAAACCCUACACAUGUGAAGAAUGUGGCCAAGCCUUUAGGCGCUCCUCAGCACUUACUAACCACAAGAGAAUUCAUACUGGAGAGAGACCCUACACAUGUGAAGAAUGUGGCCAAGCCUUUAGGCGCUCCUCAGCACUUACUAACCACAAGAGAAUUCAUACUGGAGAGAGACCCUACAAAUGUGAAGAAUGUGGCAAAGCCUUUAGCGUAUCCUCAACCCUCACUGACCACAAGAGAAUUCAUACUGGAGAGAAACCCUGCAGGUGUGAGGAAUGUGGCAAAGCCUUUAGCUGGUCCUCAAACCUUACUAGACAUAAGAGAAUUCAUACUAGAGAGAAACCCUAUGCCUGUGAAGAAUGUGGCCAAGCCUUUAGCUUAUCCUCGAACCUUACUAGACAUAAGAGAAUUCAUACUGGAGAGAAACCCUACACAUGUGAAGAAUGUGGCCAAGACUUUAGGCGCUCCUCUGCACUUACUAUCCACAAGAGAAUUCAUACUGGAGAGAGACCCUACAAAUGUGAAGAGUGUGGCAAAGCCUUUAGCUUAUCCUCAACCCUCACUGACCACAAGAGAAUUCAUACUGGAGAGAGACCCUACACAUGUGAAGAAUGUGGCCAAGCCUUUAGGCGCUCCUCAGCACUUACUAUCCACAAGAGAAUUCAUACUGGAGAGAGACCCUACAAAUGUGAAGAGUGUGGCAAAGUCUUUAGCUUAUCCUCAACCCUCACUGACCACACGAGAAUUCAUACUGGAGAGAGACCCUACAAAUGUGAAGACUGUGGCAAAGCCUUUAGCUUAUCCUCAACCCUCACUGACCACAAGAGAAUUCACACUGGAGAGAGACCCUACACAUGUGAAGAAUGUGGCAAAGCCUUUAAUUGCUCCUCAACCCUUAUGCAACAUAAGAGAAUUCAUACUGGAGAGAAACCCUACAAAUGUGAAGAAUGUGACCAAGCUUUUAAGUGGCAUUCGAGUCUUGCUAAACAUAAGAUAAUUCACACUGGAGAGAAACCCUACAAAUGUGAAUAAUGUGGCAAAGUCCACCCUCAGGCCUUAUAAUACAUAAAAUAAUUUACACUGGAAAAAAACACUACAAAUGUAGAGAAUGUGGCCAAGCCUUUAACCAGUUCCAAACCUUAAUUGAACGUAAGAGAAUUCAUAUUGGACAGAAAUUUUAUAAAUGUAAAAAAAUGUAACAAAGCCUUUAACCAACCCGCAAACCUUAAUAAACCUAAGAGAAUUUAUU